Messenger RNA from Encephalitozoon intestinalis ATCC 50506, 942 nucleotides. RefSeq lists its product as uncharacterized. The record is from RefSeq and is a predicted model, not a curated record. NCBI's taxonomy places the organism in Eukaryota, Fungi, Microsporidia, Unikaryonidae. The transcript has a single exon. The coding region runs from base 1 to 942 and encodes 313 amino acids.
AUGAGAACAAAACCAGAGUCCUGUGUCUUUUUUUUGAACGAAAUGACGGCCGAGGAAGAAUAUAAUAUUGUCACUAGACAGCCGCCUAGGCUUCCAAAGAGGCCUGUGGGGAGACUGAAUGGGAACAAAAUCCUACUCUCAGGAAAUAAGCUAUUUGUGGAAAGGCAUAUUGGAGUUGUGGAUCUUGAAUACGUGGAGUCUGACGAAAAGAUAUUCAACUUACUGAUAUGUCUUGUCAGGCUUCCUCCCUUCUACAACUUUAUCCUGAACUUCAGAGAGAAAGGUGAAGAUAUAGAAAAAUGCCAGAUAAUGUUCAGAAUUUCGGAAUUUCUUCGCUUGCUGAUGGAGGAGAAGAAAACCAAUGCAAGCGAUCUUUUAAUGGAGUCAGAUUCGAAAGUAUACGAAGAUAUAUAUUCAGAACUUCUUCAGGCGAUCCACGACGAGCUCUGCGAAUACUACAACUUUGAGGAGGAUACAUGGAGUACCAUGGGUAAAACCCAAGGAGCCAAGCCUAAGCUACUUUACAAGGAAUAUUCUCCAAUUGUAGAGAUAUUUCAGGGAAAAGCUGUUUCUGGAAGCCAAUCUCAGGAGAUCUCUUUUGAAAAGAGUAGGGUGUCUUUAAAAGGAUUCUCCAAUAUCCAAGAGGCCUUUGAUUCGAGUCUAAAGGUUAAAAAUAGAAAGAUAACCAAGAAGCCGCCAGUUCUUGUACUUGUCGUAAAAGAACAGGGAGGCAUCGAUAUACUGAACGGUUCGAAUAUAAGCCUUGGAAGCCACACUUUCUCUCUUUGUUCUUUUAUAACAGAAGAAAAUACCAUGAGCUACUGCUAUGUCAAGGACGGGGAAGGCUGGCAUGGAUAUGGAGCAGGAGGCGUAGAAAAAAUUUUGGAGAUGAAAGAUGUUUGUGGAUAUCCAUUAAUGUUGUUCUACACAUGCAAUGAAUAG